CAGCCGCGUCGCGGUGCGGGCACGUCCUGUGCGUUUCGCUAUCCGUGGUCUAGAUACAGCCGUUUACGUUAAGCUUUAGAUGUUCUGUGUUUAUCAGCUGUGAUAAAACUAGUUAAAACAAUAGAGGCCGAAUUGAACAACUUUUUCUGAAGGAGCCGCUGGUAUGCGUGUGAACAUAAAAGGGGGGCAUUGUAGAAUAUCUCUGUAAGUUAUCUCUGUGAGUUAUUUCUUUUCUGUAAUGUUGAUAUUAAGCUAUGCAUUUGUAUUUUUUCAGUAGCUUUUUCUGGUGGGAGCUUCUUGGUCUUUAUGAUGUGUAAGUUCAUGAUAUGUGACACACAAAACUGCAGUAGCUGAGACCAACGAGUGAAGCUCAUGCUCAGAAUACAGAACGCUAUCUACUUACCUCAACGAUUAUUGGUAGUAUAUCAUCCUGGUUCGGUCACCUUUGUACAAGGGAAAAUAGACUGUAACAAGAGUUGGACCAGGAUUAAGGAUCUGUUAUGAGGUUUGUUGCCAGACUUGCCCCUUUGGACUUCUUGCAGUGGCCUUCUUCCUUACGCGCCAUUGCACUCUGAUAUGUUCAAAAAUAUUUUAAAUAUUGCAAAUUUGUGAUGGCUUUCAGUCACAGUGAGAACAAGGAUUGUUUCUGGGCUUGUGUAGUAUGUGUUCUGUUGGUAUGAUUCUACUUGAAUCACAGGGAACCGGAUAGAAAUAUAAAAAGCUGAGAAUAUCUGGGUUGUGUUGGCAUAGAAAAGUUCACCUGAGGAAAACAGUUGUUUUCUAGGUCUGCUCUCCUUUCUAUGUUCCUGGUUAUGUGGCAGAGCUUUUUAUGCUGUGGAAUUAAAGUUAACUUAGGAUUUUUUCUUUGCUUCCUUAGCUUUGUCAACUUCCUUGGAUAUUGGGCUGAGUAACUGGAGCUUCCUAUAUGUCACUGUCUCCCUGUGAGUACAAAUCCCUUCCUCCCUGGGAGUCCUGUGGUGGAGUUUGGAAAGUGCUUUGUCAGGGUCAGUUUCUUGGAUGGGCGUGUGGCCUGGUGGGGUUGGCAUGCAGGGGACAACAGUAGUUUGUUGGUAGCAACGUAGAACUAGGUGGCCUAGUGCCUAAUAACAGUUUACUGGGAAGGACUAUAUUGGAGGAGACUGACGGUGUGUUUUGGUCCUUACAGUUACACGAUGACCAAAUCCUCUGCUGUUCUCUUCAUCUUGCUCUUUUCGCUACUCUUCAAACUGGAGGAAGUGGUAAGGGUCCCAUGCAAUGCUUUAGGGAGGCAGAGGGUCAGGCCGAGGAAAAUACGCUGUACAGUACAGAGAAAUACAUAAAUGGAGGAGGAAUGCAGAUGUGUGGAUGGAUCUGAAGGAGAGGAGGUGUCUGUCUUUGUUCAGCUCCAGGAGUCUCUGUAGUGACUUUGUGUUUGCUCUCACCCAGAGGGUGGCAUUGGUGCUGGUGGUUCUGCUCAUCGCUGGGGGGCUCUUCAUGUUCACCUACAAGUCUACGCAGUUCAACACACAGGGGUUCAUGCUGGUGCUGUGUGCUUCUUUCCUUGGGGGUAUUCGCUGGACUCUCACGCAGAUACUUAUGCAGAAGGCUGAACUGGGACUCCAGAACCCCAUUGAUACCAUGUUUCACCUGCAGCCGCUCAUGUUCCUGGGGCUCUUCCCUCUCUUUGCCGUGUUUGAGGGCCUGCCUUUGUCUGUAUCAGAGAAGCUCUUCCGUUUCCACGAAGCAGGAGUGCUGUUCUCUCUGAUGGGGAAGUUGUUCUUGGGUGGAAUUCUUGCCUUUGGACUAGGUUUUUCUGAGUUCCUCUUGGUUUCCAGAACAUCUAGCCUCACCCUUUCCAUUGCUGGCAUUUUUAAGGAAAUCUGCAUUUUACUCCUUGCCACACGUGUGCUGGGAGACCACCUCAGUCUCUUGAACUGGCUGGGCUUUGCUGUCUGUCUUUCAGGAAUCUCCUUGCAUAUCAUUCUCAAAGUCCUCAAUUCAAAAGGUGAAAAAGCACUGAAGCUACACAAAGAGGCCAGCUCCAACCCUGACCUGGAGCUGCUGCUGCGUCACACUGAAUGUGGGGAGGAGGAGGAGGAAGAGGAUGCUGGAACCGCACAACAGCACUGACCGAGCCUGAAGCACGAAGCCUCCUGCUCUGUGUCCUUAUUGGAGCUGCCUGACAACUAUGUAGGAACAAGAGUCUCCGUCCAAGACUUCCUAAAGGAGAGCCAGGGCCUGGAGAGAGUACUCCUGUUCUACUACAGUGUGGGUCUAUGGAGGCUGCACGUGAAACAGGCAAUGCUCCUCUCCCAGAGAGCGAACUUGGAAUACAAGCCCUGGAUCUAUGGAAGUAGGAUGGAGUGGUGAGAUUGGGAAAUCCUAUAGAAAACUCAUUAGGGAAUCCUGAAGACUCUACAGUAAGAAUGUAGGUCCUGAACUGUAGAGUGAGCAUGGAUAUGUCUCAAUUGCAGGUUGAGUGGUUCAGGGAUCAUUUUAGUGUUGUUUAGGCUUUGGCUAUCAAGGGGGAAGGUAGAUAUCUCUUCCUACGCUUUCCUUACAGUUCUGUCAAGUGGGAGCUCCUCUCUUAGUGGGAGCAGAUGAUCAUAUAUAAAUCCAAGACUUGUCCCAAUGGGAAGAAGAGCCUUUGACCCUAGUAACCUGUGUUCUUUGUGGAUGAUAAGGUGAGAAGUAAGUGCCUGCUAUUGGUUGGGACCAAUUGAACAUAGUGGAGUGAUGAUCAGAGAAGGACAGGGAGGUGUGAAUACUGCUGGCCCAGCAGGCCCAGGGAAGAGAGCAACAUCACAGGAGGUAUAGCUUGAGCAGUAAAUGUAGCAGAAAGUAUGUGAGUGGGUGUGGUUGUGUGUGUGUGUUUUUUUUUUUUUUAAAUAAAAUGGUUUUCCGAUUUCCUU
Messenger RNA from Struthio camelus australis, 2891 nucleotides. It is a transcript of the gene SLC35H1, whose product is annotated as solute carrier family 35 member C2. Gene Ontology annotation, biological process: UDP-glucose transmembrane transport. The record is from RefSeq and is a predicted model, not a curated record. Gene Ontology annotation, cellular component: cis-Golgi network; Golgi apparatus; endoplasmic reticulum-Golgi intermediate compartment. NCBI's taxonomy places the organism in Eukaryota, Metazoa, Chordata, Aves, Struthioniformes, Struthionidae. Gene Ontology annotation, molecular function: antiporter activity.